Messenger RNA from Cryptotermes secundus, 1386 nucleotides. Its product is annotated as glucose dehydrogenase [FAD, quinone]-like. The record is from RefSeq and is a predicted model, not a curated record. Gene Ontology annotation, molecular function: oxidoreductase activity, acting on CH-OH group of donors; flavin adenine dinucleotide binding. The coding region runs from base 1 to 1386 and encodes 461 amino acids. NCBI's taxonomy places the organism in Eukaryota, Metazoa, Arthropoda, Insecta, Blattodea, Kalotermitidae. The transcript has a single exon.
AUGGUGAUGCUUAUGUUGAAAGUAAUAUUUGUCAAAACAGGGAACGAUGGUUGGGGGUUUGAAGACGUCCUUCCAUAUUUCAAGAAGUCUGAAAACAAUGGAGAUCCCCCCAUCGCUGCCAACAGCAGGUACCACGCGGUGGGAGGUCUCUUGAACGUGCAGAGGCUCCCGUACCAGGACAAGAACGCACAACUUAUCGUCGAGGCAUUCCGGGAGCUCGGCUACACGAGUGUCGAUAUCAAUGGCGGCACCCAAACCGGGGUCACAUUGCUGCAGUUUACUCAAAAGGAUGGAAGUCGAAUGAGCACUAACAGAGCCUUCAUCGAGCCUUUCCGCGAUGGCAGAAAGAAUCUUAAAGUUGUAACGAACGUUAGAGUUACAAAGGUCCUUAUUGACCCAAACAAGAAAACGGCUUAUGGGGUGGAAUAUGCAUGGGAGAAGCACAGACAUAUCAGAGGUAAAGUUUAUGCUAAUAAGGAAGUCAUAGUUAGUAGUGGAGCACUAAAAUCGCCACAAGUGCUCAUGCUCUCUGGAAUUGGUCCUCGAAGCAUCCUUAGUGCAGCAGGUAUUGACGUCAUUGAGGAUCUACAAGUUGGUCAGAACUUACAGGAUCACGUUUCAAUGCCAGGAAUUGUAUUCAAACUGGGGGAGAAACAGCAGACCCUGUCAAGCAACCAGAAAGUACUGAGAGACAUUCUUGAGUAUGCACGUCAUCAUAAAGGGCCACUUUCCGGGACAGGUUCCCUCGAAGCGUCUGGUUAUAUAAAGUCUCGAUAUGCUGAUCAAGCUAUCGAUUAUCCUGAUAUCGAAUAUACUUUGCUACCACAAGUAGUGAUUAACACCAGCUUAGGUGAAAUACGCUUCACCACUCCAUUUCCUGAAUAUAAUCGGAUUAUGUUCAAGCCUACCGUUAUGUUAGCAAAAAGCAUCGGGUAUGUCACUGUCCAGAAUAAAGAUCCUUUUCUCCAGCCUAUUAUAGUUCCAAAUUGUUUCGCAAAUAUUAAAGAUUUGAAUGCAUUUAUUGACGGCUGUAAUUUUGUAGCCAAGAAUUUGUCCAACACAAAAGUGUUUAAGGAUGUGGGUGUGUCUUUAGACACAACGCCUUUGCCGAACUGUUGCCACGUAGAAUUUGGCACCAACGACUACUGGGCUUGUCUGGCAAGGAAAUAUACAUAUACAGGUUUCCAUUAUAGUGGAACUUGUAAGAUGGGCCCCGACAGUGACCUAGCAGCUGUUUUGGACGCUCAGUUAAGGGUGCGUGGGGUUCAGCACUUGCGUGUUAUUGACGCAUCCAUUAUUCCCACAUUAGGAAACUCGAACACUAAUGCUCCAGUAAUAAUGAUAGCGGAGAAGGCGUCGGACAUGAUCAAAGAAGCUUGGAAAUGA